GCCGGAGAGCCUUUUUCAUGUCCAUGUUGUUGUUCAGUGCUUGACUUGAAUUGAAGUGUUUGUUGAAAGUUAGAACUUUCUUAGUUGAAUUCCAUGCUCCUAUCAACUUUUCUUGCACGUGAACUGCUGUAGCUGCGCACGUGAGCUCGUUGCUGUAGCUGCUCACCUGAUUUAUUGCUAGUUUUAGUUUUGGUGUUGAUGAAUCAAUCCCCUACCUUGGACCAUGGUAGAUGAAUGCAGCUGAUUCCUUUGACUAUAUCAGUCUAUGCUAGAGCACGUGAGCUCGUGAUUCUGGCUGUGUAUCUGAGCGAGCUCGUUGCUCUAGCUGCUUGAGGGAUAGGAAUACGUUCGUUAGAUCAAUUAUCCCUGCCUAUGCUGCUGUUGGCUCCUGCUUUUAUGCUUAUUUUCCUGCUGAUUAUACACGGAAUGUAGAGAAGGAGCUCCAAAAAGAACCAACCGAAAAUGGUAGGAGGAAGUUUUGUAGGAGAUGGAGGGGGGCCUAGAGUUCGAGGUGACUCGGGUGGGCAUGUAACAGCCGCUGUGGUGAUAACCUGUAUUGUUGCUGCUUCUGGUGGACUCAUUUUCGGUUAUGAUAUUGGCAUUUCAGGGGGAGUAACAACUAUGGUACCGUUCUUAAGAAAGUUUUUCCCAUCAAUAUUGGAAAAAUCAGGGGAUGUCAAAACAAAUAAGUACUGUAUGUAUGAUAGCCAAGCAUUGACAUCCUUCACAUCUUCUCUCUACAUAGCCGGAUUAGCCGCUUCCCUAGUGGCCAGCCGUAUUACUGCCAAGUUUGGACGCAAGUUCACCAUGGUGCUCGGUGGCUGCACCUUUCUUUUUGGUGCUGCUGUGAAUGGUGCUGCUCAAAAUAUUGCUAUGCUCAUCUUUGGCCGCAUUUUGCUAGGAUUUGGUGUUGGUUUUACGAAUCAGGCAACACCGUUAUAUCUAUCAGAGGUGGCGCCUCCAAAGUGGCGAGGAGCAUUCAACACUGGAUUUCAGUUUUUCAUAGGCAUUGGAGUGGUAACAGCCAACUGCAUUAAUUACGCCACAGCAAAGAAAGCCUGGGGAUGGCGGCUUUCCUUAGGCUUCGCGGUGAUCCCAGCAGCCAUAAUGACCCUAGGAGUUCUGAUCAUUCCAGACACCCCUAACAGUUUGGUGGAACGAGGCAAAAUGGAGGAGGCCGAGAAGUCCUUAGAGAAGGCAAGAGGGGGUAAUAUUGAUGUAACAGCUGAGUUUGCGGAGCUCAUCAAGGCUACUGAGUUAGCCAAAGCAGCUAAAGAGGAGCCCUUUCAGACUAUAUUUGAGAGGCAUUAUAGGCCACAUUUAGUCUUGGCGAUUCUUAUCCCCUUCUUUCAACAAAUUACUGGGAUCAAUGUUAUUGCAUUUUAUGCCCCUGUCCUGUUUCAGUCUGUUGGGUUAGGUAGUGACUCUGCCUUGAUUGCUGCUAUCAUCCUGGGUGUUGUUAAUCUAGGCUCCAUACUCGUGUCCACUUUUUUAGUUGAUCGAUUUGGUCGAAGGUUCUUGUUCCUGGAAGGCGGUGCUCAGAUGUUUAUUUUCCAGAUUGCAGUGGCAGGAGUUCUAGUAGCCACAACAGGUAUAUCAGGAACGGAACACAUAUCCAAGGGAAACACGGUGCUAGUGCUAGUUUUCAUGUGCAUCUAUGCAGCUGGUUUUGGGUGGUCUUGGGGACCCUUAAGCUGGCUUGUGCCAAGUGAAAUCUUCCCAUUGAAUAUUAGGCCAACAGGCCAAAGCAUAAGUGCUGCUGUGAAUUUUGCCACUACCUUUGUACUUUCACAAACAUUUUUAGCAAUGCUCUGCUGCUUCAAAUUCGGUGCCUUCUUCUUCUAUGCUGGUUGGAUUGUCAUUAUGACCAUCUUUGUCGCGUUGUUUUUGCCAGAAACAAAGGGUAUUCCUUUAGAUUCCAUGCAUAUUGUGUGGAACCAACAUUGGUACUGGCACAAGUUUGUCAAGCAGGAGCCUUAACUCGCGUUUUAUUAUGGAAGAGUGCUAGUGAAUGUACUUGAUUUAAUAGUUAGUAUUCAUAUGAAUGUACUGACAUCAGAUUGGUCUUAUUAGAUAAGACCGUCUGACAAAAUAAAGGUCAUAAUCUAGAUAAACAAGUACUCAACUUAUUGAUCCAUAUAGCGUAGAUGAAAUUCAAACUCCUACAAGGCCUAUCAAUUGUUGAAAAAUAUGUGUUCCAAUUCUUA
This is a messenger RNA of Chenopodium quinoa (quinoa), 2207 nucleotides long. Its product is annotated as sugar transport protein 5. Gene Ontology annotation, biological process: monosaccharide transmembrane transport. Gene Ontology annotation, molecular function: monosaccharide transmembrane transporter activity. The transcript has 6 exons. NCBI's taxonomy places the organism in Eukaryota, Viridiplantae, Streptophyta, Magnoliopsida, Caryophyllales, Amaranthaceae. Bases 463 to 1980 code for a protein of 505 amino acids. Gene Ontology annotation, cellular component: membrane. The record is from RefSeq and is a predicted model, not a curated record.